This is a messenger RNA of Phytophthora nicotianae INRA-310, 408 nucleotides long. RefSeq lists its product as hypothetical. Bases 1 to 408 code for a protein of 135 amino acids. The record is from RefSeq and is a predicted model, not a curated record. The transcript has a single exon. Lineage: Eukaryota; Oomycota; Peronosporomycetes; Peronosporales; Peronosporaceae.
AUGAAAUCUAAACCGUACGUGCUGGAUGAACGCCAGAAAUGGAGGAAGUUCAAGGCACUGCAAGACAAGGUGACAAAAGUUGCUGUUGCUAAUGGCACGCAACGUUUUAGUCAGUUGUACGCAGCUCUUGAAGCAUUUCUAGGCAUCAUCGAGGCAUCAGGUGUACCAAUCAUUAGCGAAGCACCGUGGACACAGCGAAAGGACAGCAUUUGCAGCGAUACUGGUACUGAAAAGCUUGAGAGCGAUGAAGAUGAAAGCAUCCCAGAAACUCAGCUAAGCAAACCUGACGAAAUUGAGCAAAAGUAUGUGGCCGUAUGUGUAAAAGAACCCGCGACCGCACCCACGGAUACAAUUAUAACGCCUAAAGGUCAACGAGCCCACCAACACUUCGAUUUCGGCACCAUUUAA